CCCUGCCACCAAAGGCGGACGAGACGCUAGCAGAACGUCAUCAUCAACAUAUCAACAUCAACGAUUCCUCCCUAUUCCUUGGGCUAGGGUCAUGGUCAACAGUUUGUUGCUGUCUUUGAUACCAUUUUAAUCCAAAAUGUCUCUUGUUGAUGUUGAUGGCGAUCCUUGGCUGAGGGAGCAUGAGGCAUGCGAAAAACUGUUCCGUGAAAUUGCUGCCCAGCUCUCAGAGCGGGAUUCUCAAAUUCCGUCAUCAGCUGCUUAUGGCAAACUGUCAGCUUCCAUACGAGUCAGGUUGAGACAGUUUGAAGUAGAAGUCCAACAACUACGUGGAAAGUUGUCAGUUACUGCAGGGAGAGAAACAAUAACACCUCAUGAGGCUGAAAGAAGGAAAAGACUUGUGGAGCACUUAGAGAGUGGAAUACGCCAACUUCAACAGCGUUUUAGUACUAGAAAUCGUGAAAGCGAUGACAACCGUUCCCAGCUGCUAACAAAUCGUGCUGGCAGUUCCAAUGUCUUUGCAGACAUGGGUACGACAGGAUGGGGCAAUGAACCUGAUUCUGACACAUUUGAUGUUGCGAGGGCUCAGAGUAUGACACAACAGGUGAUCAGAGAACAAGAUGCUGGCCUAGAAGAAUUAGCUAAAAUAAUUUCCCGACAAAAAGAUAUAGCACGAACAAUAGGAGAUGAAGUAGAUGUGCACAAUGAAAUUCUUGAUGACUUGGCUGAUGGUAUUGAUCGUACCACAGUGGGAUUAAUGAAUGAAACACGGCAGGUCCGCACAAUAUCAAGAAAAGACUCUACAUGUGGACUCUGGACCGUAAUCAUCUUGCUAUUCAUUGCAAUCUUAGUCAUUGUUUGCCUGUGAUAUGAAUCAUCAAUCUUAAUCUUCAAACCUAUUCCAUUCGAACAAAAUACCUAUGCGAGAUGAAAUUGCAGUCAAUGGAAUCCUUCUCUAAAUGUAAUCACUAUUUUCAUUAUAUUUUGCUACAUUCAUAAUAUUGCUUACACUUUUACGUGUUGAAAGUGUACGACUUUUUAAAUAAAAUUGUGAUAAAUACUAUAUUAAUAAAAAAUUGAGACAUAAA
This is a messenger RNA of Frankliniella occidentalis (western flower thrips), 1085 nucleotides long. RefSeq names its product syntaxin-8. Gene Ontology annotation, molecular function: SNARE binding; SNAP receptor activity. The transcript has 7 exons. Gene Ontology annotation, biological process: intracellular protein transport; vesicle fusion. Lineage: Eukaryota; Metazoa; Arthropoda; Insecta; Thysanoptera; Thripidae. The record is from RefSeq and is a predicted model, not a curated record. Bases 137 to 865 code for a protein of 242 amino acids. Gene Ontology annotation, cellular component: endomembrane system; SNARE complex.